GACAAAGUCAUCGUCCUGCCCAAGAUACCGCUCACGUCCAGCGCUGAGGACGACCUGCCCGUCAUAUGGCGGCGCAUUCAAUUCCCGGUGAGGUUGUCGUUCGCCAUGACCAUCAACAAGUCGCAGGGCCAGACGUUCGACAGAGUAGGUUUGCUACUGACGUCGCCCCCUUUCACUCACGGGCAGCUGUACGUAGCGUUUUCGAGGGUGAGAAACGCACAGUCCGUGAGAGUCGGCAUGUACGCCGACGACAGCGGGCGAUUCGUCACCAAGAACAUUGUGUACAG
Molecule: messenger RNA, 287 nt
Organism: Acyrthosiphon pisum (pea aphid)
Lineage: Eukaryota; Metazoa; Arthropoda; Insecta; Hemiptera; Aphididae
Product: ATP-dependent DNA helicase pif1-like
Exons: 1
Biological process (GO): DNA replication
Cellular component (GO): replication fork
Source: RefSeq, a predicted model, not a curated record